Lynx canadensis (Canada lynx) is the source of this 729-nucleotide messenger RNA. Its product is annotated as acrosomal protein KIAA1210. The record is from RefSeq and is a predicted model, not a curated record. Bases 1 to 729 code for a protein of 242 amino acids. NCBI's taxonomy places the organism in Eukaryota, Metazoa, Chordata, Mammalia, Carnivora, Felidae. The transcript is spliced from 6 exons.
AUGCCCGGAAAGAAGAAAUCCAAGUUUAAAGUCUUCAAGAGCUUCUUUGGCAAGAAGAAGAAAAAAGAGCCCGAGGAUGCCUGGGGAGGGAGGAAGCUAAAACCAAGCCUGUCCACCAGCAACAUCAACAUCUCUGCUCUGAAGCCAGUUCAUGAAGAUCAGACUGAGCCUCGGGCCAAGAGCAACAUGGGGAGCAAAGCCCUGUCCCAUGACAGCAUCUUCAUGAUGGAUCCUGAGCCUGCAAAUAAAAUCUACCCCUCUCCAGAGCUCCAGAGAGGCAGAUCUCUGCAGAGACCUUAUGUUUCCAGAACUCUGCCUAGAACCGGGACUAGUAGUCUGCAUCGUAACUUUGGAGUUACGUUUGGACCUAUGCUCCCAUAUGUACCCAGAAGUGCACUUUGGGCCGGGGGAUCCGACAUCGCUGAGAGCCCAUCACUGCUGCCACGCCAACGAAGCAUCAGCCCACCUCUUAUCCGUUCUGACACAAUCUCUAAGGACUUGGAGGAAAUCUCUGUUGAUGAGGAGUCACCUGAGAGCUCACCAAAGGACGUUUCAGAGCAGAUCUUGACAAUGAAGAAGAUAUUUGGAGUUUCUCAGGAGCGGGAGGUGCUCUGGGCUGUGCCUUUGAGGUGUAGCAAAGGCGACGGCGGGAAGCCCAGAGAAGGCUAUUUUGAAACCUCUACAGAGGAGCUCGACUGGGAGCCCCAGGCCCGGAUGGUUUGGCAAUAG